Messenger RNA from Phragmites australis (common reed), 1575 nucleotides. RefSeq names its product transcription factor IBH1-like. NCBI's taxonomy places the organism in Eukaryota, Viridiplantae, Streptophyta, Magnoliopsida, Poales, Poaceae. The transcript has a single exon. The record is from RefSeq and is a predicted model, not a curated record. Bases 458 to 1033 code for a protein of 191 amino acids. Gene Ontology annotation, biological process: regulation of DNA-templated transcription.
CUCUUUCUCUCUCUAGCUAUUUAAUCUUGCACCAGAAGAAAAACUAACAAUCCCACACACAGAGACUUCUCUCUCUCCUCCAUUUCUCUGCCUGCCUUGUUUUUUGUCUCUCGUUGUCAACGAGGUAUUAUAGGACACCGGAUCUUGCUCGGGAAAUUUGUGUCAGAGCCGUGUUUCUGCUUCCUCUCUUUCUCUCUCUAAGAUCACAGUACAAAGGCAGGGCAGUACCCUCUCCUGAUGCCUUUGUGUCAGAGCCCAGAUCUCGCUUCGCCUUCCCUCUCCUCCCCCACCCUAUCUUCCCACCCUUUACUACUACUACUACUCGUCCUCCUCUCUCUAUCUAUCUCUCUAACCUCCCUCUCUUCUCCCACAACUUCUGCCUUUUAAGCAACGCGCCCGUCUCCCCACUUCUCUUCCUUGAUCCUCGCCUUCUCUCUUUGUCUGUGCCGGCCGUUUCAUGGCCGCGAAGAGAACGGCGCCCCCACCUCCACCUCCGACGCCAAACCCUAUCCCUAACCGCCGCGCCCUCGCCAGCGGCGCCGGCUCGGCCUCGCCGUCGAAGCGCAUGCUGGCGUUCCACUUCCUCCGCGCGCUGUCCCGGAUCAGCAGCGCCACCCCCGUGGCGUGCCGCACGCGCACCAUCCGCCGCGCGGCCUACUUCUCCAUGGCGCGCGCCGCGAGCCCGCGCCGCUCGUGGAGCCGGGCGCUGCUCCGCCAGGUGCGCGUUCGCAGGGCGGUGAGGUCGAGGCGCGCGGUGCUAAUGCGGAGGCGCGUUGUCUCCGCUGCGCCAGCGCCACCGCUCGGCGUGAGGAGCAUCUCUGCCGGACAGAUCACGUCUGCGCCUCUGGCCGGGGCGCCGCCUCCGCGGCAGGCGGGGGAGCCGGCGAGGGCCGACGCGCUCCGGCGGCUGGUCCCCGGUGGCGGCGAGAUGGAGUACUGCAGCCUUCUUGAGGAGACCGCCGACUACGUGCGCUGCCUCCGCGCGCAGGUGCAGCUCAUGCAGGGCCUUGUCGACCUCUUCUCCGGCCAAUGAUUGAACCAGUAAUUAAUUAAUACCGCAUGGUUAAUUAAUUCUUGCCCUUGCAAAAUCGAUCAUAUGCCACCGCCGCUGUUUGUACCUAGAUCAUCGCAUAUCUCUUGCUUAUGUCACAUGAGAUGCAUGAUUGAGAUAGGAGAUAAUUGAGGAGGAGAUUGUUGGUACAUAUGUUUAGUUGGUAAGAUUAUUAGUAGGUGUAUAGGUUCGGAACACAUGCAAGGAAGAUGGAACCACACCAAGAGAUGGAGGGAGAUUAUUGAGGUAGUUAAUUGUAACAUAUAUAGAGAGAGAAGCAUGGAGUUACAUAUAAGCUAGUGCAGUGUUGUUGGAUCAGAUGAUUGAUCUGCGUAUAUGUUUGUGAAUUGUGGAACCAUGUCAUGUAUCUUGUAGCUAGCUACACAAGUAGGCAGCUUUUAUACACACACACACACUUUUCUGUCUGUCAAUUUUUCUCUUGUAGCUAGGUCUAUCUGAAAGGCUGAAUGGGGAAUAAGAAGGCAAUUAAUCAUAAUCAUGGCAUGCAUGAACCUUUACCGCGA